Messenger RNA from Macadamia integrifolia, 1668 nucleotides. RefSeq names its product protein VAPYRIN-like. The transcript is spliced from 2 exons. NCBI's taxonomy places the organism in Eukaryota, Viridiplantae, Streptophyta, Magnoliopsida, Proteales, Proteaceae. The record is from RefSeq and is a predicted model, not a curated record. Gene Ontology annotation, molecular function: protein binding. Bases 112 to 1542 code for a protein of 476 amino acids. Gene Ontology annotation, cellular component: nucleus; cytoplasm.
AAGGAGGUAUGUAUAUGAGAACCCUUGUCAUAAAUCAUCGACUACAAUUCUCUCUCUCUCUCUCUCUCUCUCUCUCUCUCUCUCUCUCGUGUCUUGCUUUCAGAGCCCAAGAUGGAAGAGAGACUGGUAGAGGUGUCAAACCAAGAGGUACGCAUAGACUUCGAACUGAAUCUCAAAUGCCGUGCCAACGUGAGCCUCAGGUCUCUAAGCACCACCACCCCAAUAGCCUUCAAAGUCCAAACCUCAUCCCCUCACAAGUUCCUGGUAAGCCCACCCUGUGGCCUUAUCCUUCCUUCUUCCCAUGCUUCCUUCCAAGUCAUCCUCAAACCCCAAACCCAACUCCCUUCUUCUUUCCCUCGCUCUCCUUCUGAUCGUUUCCUAAUCAAAACCGCUCUCGCCCCUGAUCUCUCACCCUCCUCUGACUCCAUUGCUAUCAAUUCUUGGUUCUCCUCUUGCAUAGCCACCUUCGACCUCAAGCUCAAGAUUGCUUACCUGGGCUUCUUCCUCCUCCGCCACGCGGUCGCCGCCGGCGACAUCUAUGUCGUCAAGCAUAUAAUUAAGCGGCAGAAGUCUCUGCUCACCCAGCUCUCACUUCCAGAUGCCGAGUCACUCCUUAAAUCCGCCACCGAGUCAUGUAACUCGCUUUCCAUGAUUAGCUUGCUUUUAGAUUCCGGGUUGUGCGUUAAACCGGAUAGCAUCGAUGCUGAACCGGAGUCGAGAUGGACGGUUUACAAUGGAUGGACCGGAAUCCAUGUGGCGGCGGCAUUCGAUCGGACGGAGGAGCUUUCGAGAUUGAUAAGGAGAGAGGAAGGAGGUGGUCCGUUGGAUUUGGAUUGUAGAGAUGGGGAAGGUCGAACGCCGCUGCAUUUGGCGGCGAGUAGGGGGAACGUUGAGUGUGUUAAGUUGUUGAUAGAAGCGGGGGCAGAUAAGGAUGCUGAGAGUCAAGAUGGAAGGACAGCGUUGUACAGAGCAGCAGGCAAUGGGGAUCGUCAGAUGGUGUCUUUGCUAAUCAAGAUGGGUGCUGACCCCACCACCGUCACAGCUACUUCACCACUUGAUGUGGCUCGAGGAGAGGAACAUAAACAGGUAAUGGAUAUCUGCGAGAGAGGAGAAUCAGUGUUGAAAGCGGCAAGAAGAGGGGAGCUCAGGGAUUUGGAAUUACUACUGAGUUCAGGUGCCAUUACAAACUACCAUGACCAGUAUGGUUUGACUGCUCUCCACGUGGCUGCCAUCAAGGGACACAAGGAAGCUGUAUGCAUGCUUCUCGACCAUGGGAUGAUGAUGAAGGACUUGGAAUGCCAGGACAUGCAAGGCCACACACCUUUACAUUUGGCCGUGGAGGGUGGCAGCUUAGAGACUGUUGAUAUAUUGAUCAACAAGGGAGCCAACCUCAACACCAGGAACUGGAGGGGUCUGACCCCUCUCCACAUGGCUCGAGCUAUUGGAGAUGAUGCCAUUUCAACGCUACUCAUCAACAGAGGAGCCACCCCUCCGUCACCACCACCUUCAUCUUCGUCAUCGUCCUCGUCGAUUUUACAGUGACAAAGAUCCCCACACCCAAUCCCACCACGCCGACAACCCUUCCGAGUUCUGAUGUAUAGGUUCUAAAAACAAAGAUGUAUAGGUUCUAAAAACCAAAGAACAAUUCAUUUUACUGUUACCACCAAA